GGGCGGGCUCUUGACACACGAUGGCACCUCCGACACGGACAGCAAAACCUCUCAAGUCAAUCCUCAAAAAGACGACUCCCUCCACGAUUAGCAAACAAGAAUCUUUGUUCCCUGCUUCGAAGAAGGAUAAACGCAGAAUAAAACACGAACAAUUAAUCAACAAAGUCACCAAGUCCGCUGCGAAGACGCCCCGACGGCGACGACCGAACAAGAAGUUGAUCACUACACUCGACGCCUUAGCGGAUGCUUUACCUACCGAUGAUUUCGAGACUGGGACAACGGUCUCAGCAGGGGAGAAGCUUGAGGAUCAGGUCAAUGUAAUCAAACGGAAGAGCAUGAAAUCUCGUCCAGGGGCUAUGAAGAGAAGAGAAAAGCUUGACAAAGGCGAGAGAGAUCGCUUUGCAAAGAACAUGGCGCAGCUUGCGGCUUCUCGGUCAGCAAGUGAUCCAGAGAAAGAAAUUGCAGAUGUGAACACUGUUUCGCAAGCGAGUGUACCCUCGACGAGCGAUAGGUGGGCUGCACUUCGAGGAUUUAUUUCUCAAACUCUGGAGACCAAGCCCGAGUUGAGUAAUCUGAAGAGCUGA
Molecule: messenger RNA, 584 nt
Organism: Exophiala oligosperma
Lineage: Eukaryota; Fungi; Ascomycota; Eurotiomycetes; Chaetothyriales; Herpotrichiellaceae
Exons: 2
Coding region: 21-584 (187 amino acids)
Biological process (GO): maturation of SSU-rRNA from tricistronic rRNA transcript (SSU-rRNA, 5.8S rRNA, LSU-rRNA)
Cellular component (GO): nucleolus; preribosome, small subunit precursor; 90S preribosome
Source: RefSeq, a predicted model, not a curated record